This is a messenger RNA of Coffea arabica (coffee), 450 nucleotides long. The record is from RefSeq and is a predicted model, not a curated record. NCBI's taxonomy places the organism in Eukaryota, Viridiplantae, Streptophyta, Magnoliopsida, Gentianales, Rubiaceae.
AUGCCUACCCGCCUUUUAAUUUCACCAGCAUUCAUCAUUCUUCCUUCACUGUUGAUUCAGUCUUUUGGCCUAGAAUACAUUGUGGGAGACUCCUUUUGGUCCAUCCCCACAACCAAUGACUUCUAUACUAACUGGUUUGACUUUGAUUCAGGGCUUCAUAAUGUGAUGGAAAUGUCAAGAAGAGAGUACGAGAGUUGUAGUGUAGACAAUCCCUUUAAGGUUUUCUGGGAUGGCCUGGCAAGUGUUGCAUUGAUGAAGGAAGGGUUUGCACUUGAGAUUCCAGAGGAUCUAUACCAUCUGAUCAAGAAGGCCAUCGCAAUCAGGAAGCAUUUGGAGAGGAACAGGAAGGACAAGGAUUCCAAGUUCAGAUUGAUUCUGGUGGAGCGCAGGAUUCACCGCCUCGCUCGUUACUACAAAAAGACCAAGAAGCUCCCUCCCAACUGGAAAUAG